This is a messenger RNA of Heterotrigona itama, 4581 nucleotides long. The record is from the annotation of a GenBank genome assembly. NCBI's taxonomy places the organism in Eukaryota, Metazoa, Arthropoda, Insecta, Hymenoptera, Apidae.
AUGAAUCAGUCUAAUGAAUUUGAAAUAUCGCAGAGUAAUUAAAUUAAAUAUGACAUUUAUAUCGUAUAUUAGAAUUUGUCAUACACGCUACUAUAAUCAAUCCUGUAUUGAUUUACAAUUUGGAAUAAACAGCUUAAAUGGUCUAUGUAAAAGUUCAUGAUGGAUCGAGAAGAAUAUCAUUUACAAAUUUUGAUGCAAAGAUAUACAAUAUGUAUUUGCAUAUGUAUUAUGCUUGAUAUUCUUCAUUUCAUCCAAUAGUAACUACACACAUGUAAAUACAAUAUACACCUAUCUACAACAAAUUCUAUUCAAUAACAUAGCUAUGUUCCUUGCAAUUCUUGUAUCCUCUUGCAUGAGGGCAUUUCAAUAUUUUUAGCUUUGAUAAAUAGUUCUUGAUCUCCAAAGUUUCUUGCUUUCCACAUCAUUGUUUCUCCUGAGGAUUAAAGAAACAAUAUAGCCAAAGUGUACCCUUUGACUAUUAAUUAUUACUUCUAAAUCUAUUAGUUUAGUUUUAUUAUUUCUAAGAGGUACAAGUAGUCUGCUGUAUUGAGAUAUUUAACAAUCAAUUAGGUAAAAUACUUACUAUAACUUUUCUCUCUAAAACAGGCAUGUCUCAAAUUAUUCAGGUACUCUUCUUCAACAGAAAUUUCUAAUCUACGUAAACUGCCUUGAUAUUCAGUAUGAAAGUUUUCUUUCACAUAAUAGGGCACCUUUAAUCCUUGAGUUGUUCUCGGUACAGAAUAUUUUCUGCACACAAAUUUAAAAUGUGCAUAUAAUCGUGUUUGUAUAAGUCAAUCGCUCUCGUUUAAAAUAUAAAAGAUACCAGAGAUAAGAUCCCCAAAAAUAAAGCAUAAAUAAUGAAAUUGAAACAUACCAUAAAAUUAUUAAUUAAAACUAAUUUAUUCGGCAUUGCUUGUUAUAAGUAUUUGUCAUAAAUUAUAAAUACACUUACGUGUUAGAAUGCAAGCUAUAUACAGGAUCUGAUAUAAAGAAACUGCUCAUCAUAGUUAACAAUAUUAAUAAUAGCACAGGCAACAUUUGAAGGAAUGUGGUAUAUCCAUUUGCUUGCUAAAAGUCAUAAUAUUUAUUAAAAGAUGAUUUGAUUGAAAAAGAAAUUAUACUUAAAUUAGUAUUUUUUAGUAUAUCGGUAAUUUUUUCCUUGAUACCUGAGAGUAAACAUGCUGAGCUUGUGCGUCCUGUUGUCUUGCCCAUCUUCUAGGACGUCUCAUAUAAAACUCUUGCUGUGGGAAUCCACCUCCAAAGAACAUACUAAAUAAUUCUUCUGCUGUUAUAUCAGCUACAAAAAAUUAAUUAAUUAAUCAGUAUGUCUUAAUAAACAUAUUAUACUGAUAGUAUAAGGAGACUGUAACACAAAAAUAAAUAUAUUAUAGCAAUACUUUCAAAUCCUCUUGUAUAAUUAUAAUGUGAAUGAUUUUGAUGAGCUUGAGUACUUUGCAUUCUUUCUUCCUCAGAACCAUACAUGUCAUACUGCUUUCUUUUCUCCACAUCAGUGAGUAUAGCAACAGCAUUUCCAAUGGCUGAUACAAUAUAAAUUAUACAUGUCGCAGUAGUUCAUAAUAAAUUUACAUUAAUUAACAUUUACCUUUAAAGGCUUCAGCAGCACCUGGUGCUUUAUUUUUAUCUGGAUGUAACUGAAGAGCUAAUUUUUUAUAUGCCUUUUUAAUAUCACUGUCAGUUGCAUCUUUGUUUACACCCAAAAUUUCAUAAUAAUCUUUGCAUUUCUUAAUUCUACAAAUAAAUGAAUUACAACAAGAUUAAUGAUAUCAAAAAAUGUUAUACUACAGUAGAUUGAAAAUAAAAAAAAUUUUUAUUGCAUUUCAAUAUUUUUGUUAGUGAUUUUUAAAACUUUAUUUAAUAUAAGUACCUUUUAAUAUGUUCAAGUUGUUCCUUUGUAUAAUCAUUACAAGCUUGAGUAUGUGUGGUUUCUUUAGGUGUGAUUCGACGCUUUCUAACUAUAGGUUCAGAUUCAGGGUUUUGAUUUUGUUUUGACACUUUUGCUAAGACAUCUGUAAAUAUAUAUAACAAAUUGCAAGGAAAUAUUCUCUGUUUCACAUAAUCAUACAAAUUUCAUUUGAAUUCUCAGUUUUCUGUUUAUUCACAUACUUCAUUUUUUAUUUUUGUUAAAACUCAAACUGUAAAAAUCAAUGAUGAAAAUGAAUGCAAAUGAAAAGUUUUACUUUCGUGUAGUUAUAGAAAUUAUACUUCUUAAAGAAUUUGAUGUAAACAUGAAAAUAAUGUCUAAAAGAAUUACAUUUUUCUCUGUAACUUAAAUCUUAAAAAUCGAGAAUACAACAGGAACGUCUUCCAAAAUGAUAAUAUUAAAAACUUCAAAGUUAAGUGUAAGUAAAGUACAAGCGAGAAUUAAUUAAGAUAUUUUAUAGAAGCUGACGUUUUUUCCCUCUUACCUUCUGCUUUUUUCGUUGGAUAAAGUUUUUGUGCUUUACGUAAAAAUUUCUCCGCUUCCUCGUAUCUUUUUUCCCGCAAAUAUCGUUCAGCAAGUUCCAUGCAUCGUUCGGCCUCAUCCUUAUUACUAUCCAUGAUUUUUCUCAAAGAUCGAAUUGAACUUUAUUUUAAACACAAUGACGGAGCAGAAUAAUAAAUAAAUUUAAUCACACUAAUUCUCCGCCAUAGCAAUUUAAUAAGUUGCGUCAUGAACACACUACAAAGCAGAGCUUUCUACUACGUGUCGUAUGAGCGACGACACGUACUACAAGCGCUACUUAUAACUUACGAUACUCUAAUUACUAUUUAUAUUCACGAGUGAUUUAACUCUGUAACCAACCAAUCAGAACGUUACUGCCAUCAAAUAACUAAAAUUUUUAUAAUAGAAAAGAAUUUUGUUAUCAAUAACAUAAAACGACUUAUUAAAAGAAAUAAUAUAAAAACACAUUCAAUAUUGUUUUUUUGAGAUCUAAUAUUACAUUUUUGCGAAUUACACAAUUGUUUUUUUAUAUGAUAAAAAAUAAUUAUUUUAUGAUGAAUAAUUUUUUAUUUGCAUAAAAAACAAUAACAAUAAGAAUUUGUGAAAAAAAUAAAUUCUGACUGUAUACAUCAGGUUAAAACAUUACUGUCAAAGUAGCAUCUCUAGUUUCUUCUGAAUCAAUGUGUUUUCACAAUACAAUAUCUGAAAUUUAUUUACUGUAAAUUAAUAUUAUACAGUAAAACAUUAAUUGAACAUUAUUAUUGUUAGAUGUACAUAUUUAAUUAAACUAUUUUAAGUAAAUUGUAAGUAAUAUUUUUUAUUAAUUUAUUAAAUGACAUUUAUAUUAGAUAUUUUAACUGCGAGGUUAUGUUAACUUAAUUUGAAUUUAUAUUACAAUAAAUUAAUGUUAAAUAUUUGAAUAAUUAAUUCUUAAUUUUAUAUACAUUUUCUAAUUUUUAUAGAAAAUGUUGGGCAUAAGACAGUAUGCACAACGAUUUAUAUCAAACAAAAUAUUUAACACAAAUAACUCAAAUUGUUUACCUAGUAUACAACAAAGAUCGUUCAAUUGGUUUAAAGAGCCUGACGAAGAUGAUGAUAAAGGAUUCCUUAAAUAUAAUAAAGUUAUUUUUCCUCCACAAAAGCCAGAUGAACCAAAAAGACCAGGUUAUGUCUGUCAUGUAAAAAAGAACAUAAAAUAUAGUCCAUUAAAAAUGUGGUAUGUCGCUUGUUUUGUUCGAGGCAUGAGUGUAGAUGAAGCUAUUAAACAAUUGAGCUUUUUAAAAAAGAAAGGUGCAGCAAUAGCAAAAGAUGCUAUCUUAGAGGCACAACGCAUGGCUGUAGAGGAACAUAAUAUUGAAUUCAAAAGUAAUUUAUGGGUUGCUGAAUCUCUUGCAACAAAAGCUUUUGUAUAUAAAGGACUACGACGUCAUGCUAGAGGAAGAUUUGGAAUAGUACAUUAUAGAUAUUGUCAUUACUUUGUACGUUUAGAAGAAGGAAAACCACCAAAACAUUAUUAUCAACCAGCACCGAAAACUGGCGAAGAAUGGUUGCAAGAAUGGAUAGAAGAAAUGCGUAACCGCAAAAUAUAUAAUUCACUGUAAUACAUGCAUAUAAUUAUAUCUAAAUAAAUAAUUAUACACUGUUAUACAAAUUGUUACACUGUUUUUUCAAAUUAUUAUUUUAAUCAAGAUUCAGAAUAGGUUUUAUCAUUUCUCCAAACAAAUUUGUGUUGAAGUUAGAAUUUAUUUAAGAGUAAGUAAUGAAUGUGUAAUAAUAAAGAAGACAAAUACAUGUCAAAUAUAUUUUACAACUUCAACUUGGUUCUUCUCCAAUGACGCCGUUUUGCGUUAUAUCUGUAAAACGAAUCAUAAUAAUAGUAGUACAAUAAUUAAAAAGGAAUAUUAAUAUGUAUAUAUGUAACAUAAUAAUUUAUAAUUUAUACCUGAUAGUAUUGCCAGUACGCAUUCUGACCCACUGUGGAAUCGGUCUGUUUUGCUUCAAUUUUUUGGCAAGCUUUCGCUUAAUAAUAAACGUUUUAUGAGCCGACUGAAAUAGAUUAUACAAUUUAUAUACAUUUUAAAUGAAAUUUUCUAACAAUUAUUUAUAUGUAAUUAUUAGGAUGUCAAACAAAUCUUUAG